Molecule: messenger RNA, 2399 nt
Organism: Symsagittifera roscoffensis
Lineage: Eukaryota; Metazoa; Xenacoelomorpha; Acoela; Convolutidae
Product: juvenile hormone esterase-like
Exons: 9
Coding region: 576-2363 (595 amino acids)
Source: RefSeq, a predicted model, not a curated record
UCUCAUAUAGUUGCGCUAAUAAAAUCUUUGUUACGAAGCUACAAAAUACUCAACCAUUAUCAAACAUUAGGCAAACUAAUUUAACGAGUUAGAUUACUUAAUCUCACGUCUCUGCACAUGAUUUUUCGCCUCCAAAACGAAGAUGCAACGUGGACCGUUAUAAAUGUGUGACCGCCAUGUUAGCACUCAAUGGUUCCCCGGUUGAACGGUCGCCGAACAGUCACAAAGCCACUGCAGUAAAACUCAAAGAGCAAAUCAACUGUUUCUCUUCUUUCUAUCUUACAGUCUUUUAGUCUUCACUACCGAUGUAAAGCCGCCAAUUGUUUCUGUUCAACCAUUGAUAACAUUUACAAUAAAAGACGAACCUUCCUAAUAACAGCAUUAUUUUUGCGCAAACUGUCUCAAAUUCAUUUGCUUACAUAUUUUCAAAUUAUUCGAUCGAUAAUCAUUAUUUGCCGCCAAGUUGAUUAAAUAAACAACUCCUUUUCUUCAACCGUCUACUCUUACUUCUUUUUUAAAACUCGGUUUGAAAAACAAAAGGUGUAGAUAUUUGCGAAGAUUCAACUUGACUACAUAUGAGCGCAGCAAUGAUAGUGAAAACGAUCAAGUCUCAGGAGAAAGGUGGGGGCUCUAGAGAGAACGUGUCCGCCCCUAUUGGGGGGAGUGGGGGGAGGGUGACUACUAAAUGGUACGACACCAAGCGGGGCUGUGUGUCCAUAGAGGUCUUCAUCAUCCUCCUCCUGAUAGGAGUGCUCUAUGCAUGCCACUUCAUGGCCAUCCGAUACAUGCCCCCCACCCCUCCACUGCAAUACGUCAACGUCACCACUCCUUGCGGAGUGUACAUUGGAAUACAACAGCAUAACAUGUACACAUUCAAAGGAAUUCGAUAUGCAGUUUUGAAAGCUGGUCUCGCAAACAACGAAAGUGCACAGCCAGUUUGGGGCAAUGCAGCAUGGUGCAACCCUCACGACGUUCACAAAAGCCUCAAUUUCGGCAAACCGUGUCUGCAGAUGUUGAGAACAGUAGCUGAAGACGGAUUUGCUACAGAUCAAGAAAUUCUCUAUGGCUGCAAAGAUUGUCUUUUCUCCAACAUAUUUGUACCCUCCAACAUCUUAAAUAUAAACACGUCUGGUACUGGGGUGAUUGUGUAUGUGCAUGGAGGAGAAAUGCGGCAAGGCAGUGGGCACCAGGAGGACAUUGUUCCCCUAUCUGCUAUCGCUGCUCGAUUUGUACAGGACAUGGGAGUUCUGUUGGUAACAUUCAACUACAGACUCAUCCUACAUCAAUCUCAAGGCCCAAUCAAACAAGCACAUGACGUUCUAUCUGGGAGUGGAGUUGCAGACCAGAUUGAAUUGCUGAGAUGGGUGAACAAGAUGAUUCCUUAUUUCGGGGGAAACAAAGAUAACGUUACACUUUUGGUCCACGACCACAAAGAUAGCCUCAUACAUCAAAUCGAGGAGAAAGCAGGAGGCUCGCUUUUCACUAGGGCCAUCGUACUUAGCCCAAUUAUAACUGAAACUUCUGAUUAUCCUAUCUCAACCACAUCCGAUCGAACAGCUACAAGAGAACUUUCACGAACAAAUGACCACGAACAGUUUGGUUCAAACUGCUCACAAGAGACCUGCGAAUGGAAACCAAGAGGAUCACUCGAAUCACAUUCAGGUGAUUGGUUUGAAGCUUCAAUGUGUUCACCUGAGUCACAAAAAAGUCACAAACUGCUUCUGGCAUCACCAGACUCUGAACUCCAAUAUAAAAAUCAAAACAAAAUCGACACACUUAUUUUGUUGCCGCGACAAUCUCUGGACUACUGUGUGCCUCCCGAGCUGCGUCUGGGACGCAUGGAUCUGUCCACUCUCAACGGACUCAUCAAAAACCUCCUCUGCAACAAACCGGGUGUGCAGAACUGCUCACAUGUGGCCAAGUUGGCUCUAGACAUCUACCUGGAAGACAAUCACGAUUCCUGUUUCUACGACAAAAUCUGGGCAAACAUUUUAUCCGAUAUGCAUCAUUUGUGUCCAGUUUUGAACAGAUUUUGUCCCACAAACAAAACUGAGUGCGAAAAAUUUGUGGUUAUACUGGAAAAAGAAGACACAAUGGCUUAUAAACCAAUGGCCAACAAAAAUUACUAUGCCUUCUACGCUUCGAAAAGAUGGGAUUUGAUAAGCUUAUUCGGUAUGCAUGAAAUAUACUUCAGAGAAGCGACAGACCUUGAUGUGAAGAAUACGGGCCAGCUAAAUGAGAGGUUGAAACAAUUCCUGAAUAAUUCAACUGAGGUAGAGAAAGACAAUCUGAUGCUACAAAAACUUCGCAAUUUAAGAUCAAAUUGUAAAUUCUGGCAAAAACUUCUUUCUGAAAAACAUUGAGCUUAAUCAUACAUUUUAGAUGCUUGCACAUUUCAA